Messenger RNA from Rosa chinensis, 418 nucleotides. RefSeq lists its product as uncharacterized. NCBI's taxonomy places the organism in Eukaryota, Viridiplantae, Streptophyta, Magnoliopsida, Rosales, Rosaceae. The record is from RefSeq and is a predicted model, not a curated record. The coding region runs from base 10 to 330 and encodes 106 amino acids. The transcript has 4 exons.
GUGUAUUUCAUGGAUCCGCUAAAGAGGCGGCUCGUCACCGGUGAAUGGAGAACUAUUGUGGACAACUCCAUCAAAAUAUUCAAUGCACAAAAGCGUAGGAAAGGCCGAAAGACAGUUCAAUGGAAAAACUAUGCAGGCAUUCCGGAGCAGAUGGGUGAUAAGACUUGUGGAUAUUGGAUUAUGCAUUACAUGAGGGAUAUAGUGGAGGACAAAAACCGAGAGUGGAGUGCUAAGUGGGAAAGAAAAGCAAAUCACUAUUACACAAUGGAGAAUGUUGAUGUUGUCCGGGCAGAGUGGGCAAAGUAUGUUAUGAAGUUCAAAGAUAACUAGUGCAUGUGUAGGUUAACUAGUAGUUGGAGAUAUGUAGCAUCAACUUUUUGGACAUGCAUAGUUGAUAUAUAUAUAUAUAUAUAUAUAG